Molecule: messenger RNA, 1194 nt
Organism: Pocillopora meandrina
Lineage: Eukaryota; Metazoa; Cnidaria; Anthozoa; Scleractinia; Pocilloporidae
Source: the annotation of a GenBank genome assembly
AUGAAGAAGAACGAAAAGAGCGAGUUAUUAAAUCACGAAAAAACACUCCAGAAGAAAGAAACAGACAGAGAAAAGAAUGGAGAAAGAGGAAACAAGGGAAGCAAAUGCCGAAUUCAACGAAUAAAAAUGUUGAACUACAACCGCGAAGCGAAUGAGUUGGUGCCUUGUACUUCUGAGGCUAAGGAAACGAAACUGCCUCCUUCGGACCAACAUUUUGAGCCACAAAAUGUCAAGAAACCCCGUAUCCUCGCGCUUAAACCAGGCAGUGAAGAGAAGAAAGAGGCCUUGGGUGGUUGUUCAAGAGCUGCUAAGAUGAUUCAAAUGGCUGUUGGUGCCGACGCAGUUGUCUCGCAGAAACCUCGUGGGAAACGUCAUCAAACCUUUUUAAUUGGAAAAAAAACCACAGUGAGCAAUGGAUCCAGAUUUGAACCCAAAGAACUCAGGCCAGAAAACAUUGAAUACUUGUCUAAAAAUCCAGUUGGGAGUGGAAGCUUUGGACAGUGUUUUCUCGGGCGCUAUCGAGGCAUCGACGUUAUUGUCAAGCAAAUGACUCACAACGAAACGUCAGAGGAUGAAGAACGAGCAAGGAGAGAUUUACUCCACGAAGCAAAGGUCGUUUCUGCUUUGGGGGACCAUCCACAUCUACCCAUGAUUUUUGGUGUUGUUACAAAGGCCUCACCAUUAUGCCUUGUGACUCAAUUUUAUGGUGUUCAGGAAGAAAGUGUAACUCUCCAUCAAGCGGCCGAUAACAACGCAGUUACUAAAGCAAACUGUAUUUCUAUAUUUAAAAAGAUAUGCAGUGUUUUAGACCGCGUGCACUCUAAAGGAUACCUUCAUAACGACAUCAAAGGAAACAAUGUUGUACUAGAACGGCCCUCAGCCUCUGGGGAAUUCAGCCCAGUUCUUAUUGACUUUGGAAAGAGCCUUAAGGUUUCAUCUGUUACGUUGUACCGCAGAAACGGCACCGUUAUGAAAUGCAAAGGGAAAAGCUAUUUAGCCCCUGAGGUUGUUAGUGAACGACUCUAUAGCGUUGCCAGUGACAUUUUUUCAUUGGGAAGAAUGCUUAAGUCGUCGUCUUUGUUGGGUUUUUAUGAAAGGGUCCGAGAAUUGGUUAAAAUGUCAACCAGAGAUAAGCCGUCAGAGAGACCUAGCUUUUAUGUUUUCUCUCGUAAGAUUGCUGAUGUUAAAUUUUAG